AUCUCCCUACUGAAGCAGAAUCUGGAGAUGCAGCUUUCCCAGUCACAGAGCUCUCUGCAACAGCUACAAGCCCAGUUUAGUCAGGAGCGGCAGAGGCUGACUCAGGAGAUCCAGGAAUUAGAAGAGGAGCAUCAGCAAAGGCAUAAGUCACUUCAGGAAGCCCAUAUCCUUGCCUUUCAAAACAUGGAAGAAACAAAAGAGCAAGAACAAAAGGAAUUAGAAGAACGUUUACAACAGAAGCACUCGGAAGAACUUCAGGCACUGAAAGAAACACAUAAACAAGCCAUGGAAGGUUUCAAAUUGGAGAUGGAACAGGAACUUCAGACUCUACGAUUUGAGCUGGAGGAUGAAGGCAAAGCUAUGUUAGCUUCCUUGCGCUCAGAGCUAAAUCAUCAACAUGCAGCAGCGAUUGACCAGCUGAGGCACAACCAUCAGCAAGAACUGGUAGCUGCCAAAAUGGAGCUUGAAAGAAGCAUAGAACUCGGCAGGCGACAGGAGAAAGAAUUUUUAUGCCGAAUAUCAGAUCUACAAGAUGAACUGAGACACCGAGACCAUCAUAUAGCUGAACUGGACAAAGAAAUUCUGCAUCUUCAUGAAAAUAUAAGUGCAUUGACCAAGGAAUUAGAGUUCAAAGGGAAAGAAGUUCUUAGAAUACGCAGUGAAUCAAACCAACAGAUCAGGAUGCAUGAGCAAGAUUUAAGCAAGAAACAUGAGAAAGAGCUGGAUGUCUUGACAGCAGAUCACAUCAGAGAGAAACAAAGCAUGCUGGCAGAUUUUAAUAAGACCCAAGAGCUGCUCAAGGAAAUUAAUUCAGCUUUACAAAUUUCUUUAGAAGAAAUGGAAGAAAAAUAUAAAAACAGAGAAUCAAGACCAGAAGACUUGCAACUUAUCUCAGAACUGAAAGACCUAAUUGCAGAGCGGGACCAACUCAUAAAGAAAUUGAUUGAGGACAAAAAGUUCUAUCAGCUGGAGCUAGUUAACAGGGAGACUAACUACAACAAAAUGUUUAAUGCAAGCCCUAAUGUUGGUGUUAUUAAUCCAUUGGUGAAGCAAAAGAAGAAGAACGAUAAAUCAACAAACAGGUUUGUGAGUGUCCCCAAUCUAAGUGCUCUGGAAUCUAGCGGAGUGGUGGGCAAUGGACAUCCUAACCGCCUGGACCCCAUUCCCAACUCACCCAUCCACGAUAUUGAGUUCAACAGCAGCAAACCACUACCACAGCCAGUGCCACCCAAAGAGCCCAAGACGUUUUUGAGCCCUCCUCAGAGUGAUGCUUCACCAGUGGCUUCACCAGAUCCACAACGCCAGGAGUGGCUUGCCCGGUACUUCACGUUCUGAGAGACGAUUAGUUUUUGUGGCACAGCGUAAUGUGGACUGUUUUAUAAGAGCAUGACCUUAAGUAAACCCUCAUGUGAACAAGCUUUCCUGUAAUUUGUCAAACACUGUGAAUGAGAAAGUAUUUGUCUUUCUGAUUUGAAACGGCACUGUAUUUCAUGUUAUAUUUGUUGGAAUCACUUGCCAUGGUACUACUAUAUAAUGUGUGUAAUUCUAACUAUUAUUUUUAUUUAUAAUGGAAGAACUUUAAACUUUGUAAUUACUACAUAAUAAAUUUUGGUAGAACAAACAUAAUGCUUUCCCCCUUUUUCCUAUAAAUGUGUUUUCUUUGAUUUCAGAUAAGGCUCUUCCCCAAAAAAUAACGUAAUUGCAUGGUUACUAUAAAUACAAUUUAAAUUGUAAAAGGAAAAAGUAUAUAUUACUCUCUCUCAAGUUUGGGCAGGAUGUGCUUAAUGCAUCCCAGUUCUAUUCUGUUACUUGGUGGCAGUUUAAAAACUGUCUCUUUCUAACAUUUAAAAGG
Messenger RNA from Apaloderma vittatum (bar-tailed trogon), 1852 nucleotides. RefSeq names its product protein FAM184A-like. NCBI's taxonomy places the organism in Eukaryota, Metazoa, Chordata, Aves, Trogoniformes, Trogonidae. The record is from RefSeq and is a predicted model, not a curated record. The transcript is spliced from 9 exons. The annotation marks the transcript as partial.